Actinia tenebrosa (Australian red waratah sea anemone) is the source of this 1701-nucleotide messenger RNA. RefSeq names its product blue-sensitive opsin-like. Gene Ontology annotation, molecular function: G protein-coupled receptor activity. Gene Ontology annotation, biological process: G protein-coupled receptor signaling pathway. Gene Ontology annotation, cellular component: membrane. The record is from RefSeq and is a predicted model, not a curated record. Lineage: Eukaryota; Metazoa; Cnidaria; Anthozoa; Actiniaria; Actiniidae.
CGGCAAAAUAGAUAAGAAAAACGUACGCCCAAAGUGAGGAGCUUCAUUUCGUAGUGGUUUGUCUGGUUGGGAACACUGAAAGUAUUUGCCCGCGAUGUUACGACUGACAGCUACAGGCUAUGCCAUGAUGACUUCCUUCAUCACUUUCCUUAUUGUCUUUGGUGGAUUCAUUCAGAGCAUUACUCUGUUCAUUCUUUUACGAACCCCAGAUCUCAAGUCCAAGUCUCUAACGCCUUAUCUUAUAAAUGUGGUUGUCGCAAAUUCUGUCAUGAUUCUUGGGAGUUUUCCCAGUACGCUGGCUUCGUCUAUUGCCAAUCGGUGGAUUUUCAAUGAUUUGGUUUGUCGUUUGGUGGGGUUUUUCGGUGGUAUUGCGGCCAUAGCUAUGAUAGCAACCAUGACGUGCAUCACCAUUAAAAUUUACAGUACACUAACAAUACAGUUUGGUAACAACAAGUUGUCAUUCGCGGCGAAUAAAGACCGAACUCACCUAAAAAUUAUCGCAGGUAUUUGGAUCUACUCGGUACUCUCUAUGCUUCCACCUACUGCAGGCUGGACGAGGAUGAUCAUCGAGAGUGCUGAUACGAAUUGCGCACCCGACUGGAUGGCGGAAAGUACAGCAGAACUAGUGUACAUCUUAAUACUAACAUGCAUGGCCUAUAUCAUACCUGUUAGCAUCGCUGUCGUCUAUAUCUGGAGGAUAAAUAAUGCCUUAUCAGCUCAUGUUAAACUGAUGGCGCAAAUGUUAAGCGCUCAACGACAAAUCAAGGAUUUUAGGAACAUUACAAAGAUGGCUGCUUUGGCGAUUGUUGCCUUCACGAUUACUUGGCUACCUUACUGCUUGUAUGUUCUCAUCUGCGCUUUUGGCGAAGGGGAGAAAAUCUUUAAUGCUGAGACUAGCGUCAUAGCUUGUCUUGGGGCAAAAUCAAGCAUUCUCUAUAACCCGUGUGUUUACGCUUUCGUCAAUCCAAGGUUUAGAGCCAGUUUUAUGACUCUUCUGAAGAUCAAAAGACCCCCAAUUCCAGUAAAUGCUGUCGAUGUAAUAGUGGACACAAGUACAAAUCGGCGAAGAAUGUGCAACAAAUCUACAGUACUUCAAACACGACCUGCCGUCGACAAUCAAGCAACAGCAAUCGAGCUCUUGGUACCUAGUUUCCUCAAUCCUAAAAAUAAUGCUGUCAAAUUAAUCAACACUGAACGUAGUGUCUGUAAUAAAAGUGUCAACGAUGAUGCCAAAUCAGGAUAAGACCAAUAUAUAUAUAUUUGAUGUACUGAUCUCAGAAUGAUCAUGGAUCGAAGUCAUGAUUCCUUAGUCAUCAUCCGUUUUAUUCUGUCGUCAAUGAGAUGAAUUCUUGGCAUCUUUCACCUCUUCGGUGGCGUCUGUCUGGUAUACUCUUACUGCAAGAUAACUUGGUUAACUUACAGUAAGGACUUCUCGUGACCGUGAUCAUGACGGUCGUUAUAUGUCUAAUAACUUCAGUGCACUGAGAAGCAUCUCACACUGGAAUUUGGACGAAUAUUGGUGCCCUAAAUUCCAUGCCUUGAUUGGCCUGUAGUGGGCAUACGCAACUUCUCUAGCACAGAUAUUAGUUUUCAGAAAGCCAACUGUGUCAAAAGAAGGUUUAUUUAGCAACAUAGUACAGCACUCAUAAGAUUAGAUAAAAAUCUCAAAUUAAAAUAAAAUCUCUAAGGAGUAGAUAGACA